AUGCCGCUUCUUCUCCCUGUGCUAUUUAGUGAAAUCCGUUUGGUGCUGGAAGGCUCGAUAGGCGCUCCUUCACUGCUCGAACUUAUCUGUGCAAUAGACGAGUUUGUUCAUGUAGUGGACCAGAACUCUGUAUCGUCAGCCGACAUUGAAGAAGAGCUGCAGUCUAUCCAUCGGGAUGUCGCUGACCACUCUUCUUCACGCCAAGCCGAGGGAUUUCUAGCUGUUCUGUAUCAUCUCCGACCACUUCUCUCCUCGGCAUCUGUCAUUUUACUGUGGUUUGACCUCAUCUUGCGCCCAGCACUCCGUGAACCAAAGCUGUCCACUAAUGCGAUUGACAAUGCCACGGACCUUAUCGUAUCUUCCCUCAGAAAUGAAGACAAUGCGCAUCAGCAGAAGUCUGAUGAUUUCAGACGGCGUAUUGUCGACUAUUACCUGCUUGACGCAUUCAAUGAAGGGUCAGGGGAAGAUAUAAUAUCAUGGGCCGAGUUGGACGAGUCGGAGAAGGACCGGCGCAAGUAUUGGAAGGCCAAUUUGGAGAAUAUUCUGCUUAAGUACGGAACUCAAUGUCCCGAGGAGCUAAUGACUGAGUUGCACGCGCAAUUCGUCAAUCCAUCGCUGCGUUUGCAGAUUCUCAUUUUGCUCAAUUUAUUCACUUCCUCGCCUGGAUUUCGCAACUCUGCAUCUAUUCUUGCAACAUAUCCACUAACAUCUAGCAUAAUGACAUCGUUACUGAUCGAUAAUUCAACAACUGCCUGUAGUGUUGGGCUGACGCUUCUGGUCAAACUACUUCCUCUUCUUGCCGUCCAUGCCUGCGAAAAGUUAAAGGAGAUGGUCCCCCAGUUAUUACUUGUCCUUUCCAGACUUAUAUGCUGGAAGGAGCGAGUUUCCGUUGUAGAUGAAUCCAAUGGGUCACAUGUGGAUAUUCCACAGGAUUUCUUCAAUGCUUCUCCCUCCCACGAGAUCCGUCCGGAACUCCAUUGGGAGCGCCUUGAAUCGACAUUCGAUGCGGCGGCAGCCCCGGGUCCCUCUCCUCGCCGAUUUUUCACCUUUCUUUACUAUCUUUUCCCUUGUAAUGUCCUCAGGUUCCUGCGUGCUCCAUUUGCGUAUCUCAAUGACUGUCGACCUGAAUCGCCUUACACCGUAGGGUGGGAAGCUCUAAUCGAUGAGAUCGAGCUAAAGGGAAAAGCAGAGAAACUCCUUAGGGAACAUCAAUGUCAUCCACUUAUAAUAUGGCGGGAUGCCAAAGAUGAACUGACUCUUCCAGACUUUUGGGCGGAAUAUGACGUGUCUCGAAUCGCGAGCGAGGCCGCCAUGUUGGAUGUUAAUAACACGGUGCUUUCUCUUCGUGCGAAGCUGGACGAGACCAAUGCUACCGCAACGUAUACCCCCUCGGAAAGAAGCGUGGAAGACACUCCAGCUACUUCUGUACACCCUAUUGACUUAUCAUCCGGAGUCGCAAAAAUAUCAUUACAAGACAUGAUCGCGACUUCAGUCGCUUUGAAAUCCAAUCUGGAUAUAAACAUCGCAGCGCCGACGUCUCAGUGGCCUGGUGCUCUGUUUGUGUCGUCGACGACACCUUCUACCAGAAAUGGCGACUCCUCCAGGCCUGAGAGUGUAGGAUCAAAAAGCAGCGACGAGAUUCCAUCCCAUAUCGUGCAGGCGAUUUCUGCCCUCCAACACGAACUCGUUCUGUUGAAGAAUGAGCUCAACUUUGAGCUCUGGCUUUCGAGGGAAAACGUGCAGCACAUAGGCCGGCUGUACCAAGAGCGAAUUCUGUCCAAAAACGUCGAAGUCGAGAGACAAGGAUUGUACAACAAACUGCGUAACUAUCGUACACAGGUUAUAGGCCUGGAACGCGAACUGCGCGAACACAAGGAGCAAGCAUCUUCUGCCAAGAACAAGUAUGCAGAAUGGAACACGGAGCUCCAGGGAAAACUUCGAGAGUUGCGGGAUGAAAAAAAAAAGUGGACCAUGGAAGCGGCUGCUUUGAGGACCGAAGCCAAGGAAGCGAAGGCCCUUUUCGCUGCCCAGGGAGAGUUACUAGACAAUGCGCGGAAAGAAGUUUUCAUGCUUCAAACUCAAAAGAAGGAAAACCAACAUAAAAUUGACCGGCUGAGGGACUAUGAAAAGCAGAUACAGCAGCAUCUUAAGAUGCAGCAACUCUGGUUUGAGCUUGUUCUGUGUCGCUGA
Guyanagaster necrorhizus is the source of this 2190-nucleotide messenger RNA. RefSeq lists its product as uncharacterized. The coding region runs from base 1 to 2190 and encodes 729 amino acids. The record is from RefSeq and is a predicted model, not a curated record. Gene Ontology annotation, cellular component: TSC1-TSC2 complex. The transcript has 5 exons. Gene Ontology annotation, biological process: regulation of cell cycle; negative regulation of TOR signaling. Lineage: Eukaryota; Fungi; Basidiomycota; Agaricomycetes; Agaricales; Physalacriaceae.